Molecule: messenger RNA, 2005 nt
Organism: Mangifera indica (mango)
Lineage: Eukaryota; Viridiplantae; Streptophyta; Magnoliopsida; Sapindales; Anacardiaceae
Product: probable LRR receptor-like serine/threonine-protein kinase At1g56140
Exons: 8
Coding region: 30-1853 (607 amino acids)
Biological process (GO): protein phosphorylation
Molecular function (GO): ATP binding; protein kinase activity
Source: RefSeq, a predicted model, not a curated record
AGUUUGCAAUCAAGUGUGGUGGUCGACAGAUGACAGCAGAGAAUUUAGUCUAUGAGACUGAGAACACAUCUUUUACUGCAGCUUCAUUUAAUGUAACAAGCACACAAAAAUGGGCAGUGAGUAACGUGGGAAUGUUUUCUGAGAGAGAAGAUCCAUCUUACGUGCAAAAUACUCUCCUUCAAGUGACUGGAACCCUAACACCGGAGCUUUAUCAGACCUCGAGACUUUCUGUUGGAUCACUUAGAUACUAUGGCCUUGGUCUUGAGAAUGGUCCUUAUGAUAUAAGCCUGUUAUUUGCAGAAACGGUUUUUGAAGAUCGAAGCUUACAAACUUGGAAGAGCCUUGGUAGGCGUGUUUUUGAUAUCUAUAUUCAGGGAACUCUCCAGUUAAAGGAUUUUGAUAUAUCGAAGGAGGCAGGUGGUGUUAACAGAGCAAUUACAAAGAAUUUCAAUGCUACAGUGUCUGAGAACCACCUUGAAAUUCACCUAUUCUGGGCUGGUAAAGGUACUUGCUGUGUACCUAAGCAAGGUGAUUAUGGACCAUCAAUUUCGGCUCUUAGCGUUGUUCCAGAUUUUGUACCAACUGUAAGUGGGCUACCGCCAAAAGCUACACACAAAAAGAACCAGACAGGGCUAAUUGUUGGUGUUGCUGUCUCUCUGGGAAUUCUGGCCUUCAUACUGAUCUUUGCAGUUUUUUACACAAGGAGAAAAGGAGAUGAUUAUGAUCAGGAAGUGCUACAGGCAAUUGGUCCUAAACGAAACACUUUCAGUUAUGCUGAGUUGAGAUCUGCAACGAAAGACUUCGACUCUUCAAAUAAGCUCGGAGAGGGAGGAUUCGGACCUGUUUACAAGGGUACACUUUCUGAUGGAAGAGUAAUCGCUGUGAAACAACUUUCCAUGGCAUCUCACCAAGGGAAAGAUCAGUUUAUAAAUGAGAUCGCCACCAUCUCUGCUGUGCAACAUCGUAAUCUUGUGAAACUAUAUGGUUGCUGCAUUGAAGGAACAAAGCGCCUCCUUGUUUAUGAAUAUCUUGAAAACAAAAGCCUCGAUCAAGUAUUGUUUGGAAAUAGUGAGUUGCAUCUUGAUUGGCCAACUCGGUUCAGUGUAUGCAUGGGAACAGCAAGAGGGCUAGUUUAUCUUCAUGAGGAAUCAAGACUAAAGAUUGUUCAUCGAGAUAUUAAAGCGAGUAACAUCUUACUUGAUGCUGAACUCUGCCCCAAGAUUUCAGAUUUCGGAUUGGCGAAGCUGUAUGAUGACAAGAAAACUCAUAUUAGCACCAGAGUUGCAGGCACAAUAGGCUAUCUAGCACCUGAGUAUGCAAUGCACGGACACCUAACGGAAAAGGCUGAUGUAUUCAGUUUUGGUGUUGUUGCUUUGGAGAUUAUAAGUGGAAGAGCAAACUCUGACAAUAGCUUGGGCACUGAAAAGAUUUAUCUUCUCGAAUGGGCAUGGAACCUACACGAAAACAACCGAAGUUUGGGCCUUGUUGAUCCCACAUUAACCGAAUUCAAUGAAGACGAAGCUCUUCGAAUAAUAGGAGUAGGCCUCUUGUGCACUCAAGCAUCACCAAUGCUACGACCACCCAUGUCAAGAGUUGUGGCCAUGCUUGCUGAUGACAUAGAAGUGAGCACUGUUACUUCCAAGCCAAGUUAUUUGACUGACUGGGAUUUUAAGGACAUAACAAGUGUCUUUCUCGAUAAUGAAGAAGGUGCAGCAGCUGCUGCAUCCGAUAAAAGCUAUGGCGAUCAGAAAAGUGACUCGAACAAUGCAACUGCUGUUAGCCAUAGAGCUGAUCCAUUGCCCUGCCCAGUUGAUGUCACUCAGUUCAGUGACAUAACAAUAGAUGGCAGGUAAGAAGAAAUAAUUUAUACAUGUUUAGAACAUUUUCAGACUGCAGACAGCAAUAAGACUUGUAAUGUUAGCAAAGUUAUGGUGAAUGGAUUCAGCAGAGGUUCACUUUGUUAAAUAAAUUCAAUUUGAUCAGUAGGAUCAUCAUAUAGAUCAUA